AUGAGUUUGAACCCAUCCGAAGCUCGGACUUAUUAUAGUUCUGAUACAGUUUCUGAAUCUGAAACAAAUAAUGAUAUUUUGGCAUCAAUUCACACACCAGAGUUCCUAAACACUAUUAGAUGCUCAGGAGUACCAAACCAUGAGAUAACUGUUAAGGUAGGGACACCAAUCAUGUUACUAAGAAACAUAGAUGACUCAGCAGGUCUAUGUAAUGGCACACGAUUGGUUGUGUCCAAACUUGGAAAGCACAUAAUAGAAGCAAAAAGUUUAACAGGGAAGGGAGCUAGCCAAAAAGUGUUUAUUCCUAGAAUGACCCUAAUCCCUUCUGAUCAUAGGAUACCAUUUAAAUUUCAAAGGCGACAAUUUCCUAUCAUGGUUUCUUAUGCAAUGACAAUUAACAAGAGUCAAGGGCAGUCAUUGUCACAUGUUGGUUUGAUAUUAAAAAAGCCUGUAUUCGCACAUGGGCAACUAUAUGUUGCAGUUUCAAGAGUUACCAAUAAAAGAGGGCUCAAGAUCAUAAUAUGUCAUGAAGAAAAAGAGAAGAAGGAAACAAACAAUGUUGUGUUCAAAGAAGUAUUUAGAAACGUUGUCUAA
This is a messenger RNA of Arachis ipaensis, 594 nucleotides long. RefSeq lists its product as uncharacterized. Gene Ontology annotation, cellular component: replication fork. The record is from RefSeq and is a predicted model, not a curated record. NCBI's taxonomy places the organism in Eukaryota, Viridiplantae, Streptophyta, Magnoliopsida, Fabales, Fabaceae. Gene Ontology annotation, biological process: DNA replication.